Molecule: messenger RNA, 4119 nt
Organism: Topomyia yanbarensis
Lineage: Eukaryota; Metazoa; Arthropoda; Insecta; Diptera; Culicidae
Exons: 3
Coding region: 1-4119 (1372 amino acids)
Biological process (GO): DNA integration; proteolysis
Molecular function (GO): nucleic acid binding; aspartic-type endopeptidase activity; zinc ion binding
Source: RefSeq, a predicted model, not a curated record
AUGGAUGAGAUAAACCGUAACUUACUACCCGUAUUCAACCACAGUGUUGAUGCACAAGACUUGCGUCGCGAAUGGGAGGAAUGGCACAGAGCAUUCGAGUUAAUGUUGGAGCUCAAAAAUGUGGAGUCCCAGCACCGUAAAUUGGUACUGUUGCUAACGUGUGGAGGCAGAGAUCUUCAGCGUAUUUUCUACAAUCUUCGACCAACACCAGAUGAAAUUUAUCCAGAGGCAGUGAAAGUCCCGCUGGCUCCGAUUGAAGUGCCGGAAUACCAUAACGCAGUUAAAAGGUUGAGCAAGUUCUUCAUCGGAAAGCGGAACGAACGUGUGGAACUCGAGUUGUUUCGUUCGCUAAAGCAAGAUUGUGAUGAGUCAUUUAAUCAAUUCAUCUUGCGAUUGCGCGCUCAAGCCGCGCGAUGUGAAUUCCUGGAGCGAGAGGAGAAAGAACUAUUGCAGCAGGUCACAAUGGGAGCCCGCGACGAGCGAGUGCGAGACAAGGGGCUCGAAGACGUAAUGGGUCUUGACGAUCUCAUUAAUUACGCUAUCAACAGAGAAGUUCUACUCAAGCAAAAAGCUAAAAAUAAGCCAUUUAACGAAUCGUCGUCAUCCAUUGUUGGAGCACUAAGAGAGAAGAAACCUUCACCUACUUCGUAUGGGAAACAAGCACCCAAUAGAAUCGGCGUAAGGCGUCAACACGAGACGUAUCACCGCAGUAUCGAAUGCAACAGAUGCGGAUCACGACGACAUAGGAGUGAGGCAGAUUGCUAUGCCCGAAAAGCUCGGUGCAACACAUGCGGAAAAAUUGGACAUUUUUCAAGAAAAUGUAAGAGCGGUAGCAACAUUCAAAUACGCAAUGCACGAUACAGUCGCAAUCGUACACCGAUGGAAACGAAUACACUUCAAAAUUCGCCCACAUGGAAGGAAGAAUUACCAAAUCGACCUAAGUUAGAUGAUAUUGCCGAGGUUAACGUACAUGUUCCGAAUGAUGGUACGAUCACUUGCAAGAUCGACACGCUCCCUGUAGUAUUUUUGAUCGACUCCGGUGCAGCCAUCAAUACAGUGACAGAAAGCAUUUGGAAUGAGCUUAUAGACAGUAAAGCUAUUAUUCAUAAGAAAAAAUUCCAAUGCGACCGACAGUUUACGGCAUAUGCUAGUAAUAGACCACUACGUGUCAUGGCGCUGUUUGAAGGAUGGAUUUCAGUGAGUGACGAUAAACCAAAAAAUUAUGCUGAAUUCUUCGUGAUAGAAGGAGCCAGUAAGUCCUUACUAAGCAAAGCGACAGCUGAGGAACUGAAGGUAUUGAAAGUAGGCCUCGAAGUUCAGAAUGUUGAAGUUAGUCAGCCUUUUCCGAAGUUUCCAAACAUGCAGGUCAAAUUAUCAAUUGACAAGACGAUCACUCCAAGAAAGCUUGCGUAUUUGAGAGUUCCCGAGCCUAUGAAAGAAAAGGUAGACAAAAAAAUUGUUGAAAUGCUGAGUAAUGACAUUAUUGAACGGGCUGUUGGUCCUCCGGAUUGGAUCUCCCCUAUGGUCGUCGUUCCAAAGGGUAGAGACGACAUACGCCUGUGCAUCAAUAUGAAAUUCCCUAAUGAAGCAAUUCAGCGGGAGCAUUAUCCGUUACCAGUCAUCGAAACUUUUCUGAACAAGUUGAGAGGGGCAACCUGGUUUUCUAAAUUAGACAUAACCUCUGCCUUUCAUCACAUAGAAUUGCAUCCUGAUUCACGAGGCAUUACCACAUUUAUGACUGACAGAGGGCUUAUGCGCUUCAAAAGGUUGAUGUUCGGGAUAAAUUGUGCCCCGGAGAUUUUCCAGAGAAUAAUGACGGAAAUGCUAGCAGGUAUAGAUGGUGUCAUUGUGUACCUAGAUGACAUUGUUGUAGCAGGCCAAACACGAGAGGAUCAUGAUUUGCGAUUGAAGCAGGUGCUGAGUGUGUUAAAAGAAAAUAAUGCAAAAUUAAACACCAGCAAAUGCCUGAUUGGAGUGAAUGAAUUGGAAAUUUUGGGGUUCAAAGUAAGCGCUACGGGAAUAAGCCCAUCGGACGAUAAAGUGUUGGCCAUCAGAAAUUUCCGAAAGCCAGAAACUAAAGAACAAGUGAGGAGUUUCUUAGGUCUAGUUAAUUUUGUUGGUCACUUUAUUCCUAUGUUGUCAACGAGAACUGAACCACUUCGUCAAUUCAUUCGAGGUGAUGUGGCGACAUUCGGAAAAGAACAGAAGGAUGCGUUUGAUGAUCUACGAGAAGAGCUAUCUAAAAAUGUCAGGAAGCUAGGAUUCUUCGAUCCGAAAGAUACUACACAACUCUUUGUAGAUGCUUCACCGGUCGGCUUGGGCGCGGUUCUAGUUCAGAGAGAUACUUCAGAGAUCCCGAGAAUAGUGAGUUUCGCUUCAAAGGGCUUAACAGCAUCGGAAAGAGUAUACCCACAAACGCAACGAGAGGCGCUGGCCGUUGUCUGGGCAGUAGAACGGUUCUACUUGUACCUUUUUGGCAUCAAGUUUACCAUCUUCACGGACCAUAAAACAUUGGAAUAUAUAUACGGCGGGAACCAUCGGGAAAGCAAACGUGCCUGUACGCGAGCUGAAGGUUGGGCUCUUCGUCUUCAACCUUACGACUUCGAGAUUAAGCAUAUUCCGGGUUCAACCAACAUCUCCGAUAUCCUGUCUCGAUUGUGCUGCCAAGAAGAUAAGCCUUUUGAUGACAACGCUGAACACUAUCUCUGCGCUAUCGGAGAAGGACCAGUGGCCAUAACUCUUGACGCAAUUCGGCAAGCGACAAAACAGGACGAGAUUCUGGAGGCCGUUUCGCAAUCACUCGAGACUGAUGAAUGGCAGACUCAGUUGAUUCAUUAUCAGGCAUUUAAAAAAGAACUGGGAAACGUAGGUGGCAUAAUCGUUCGAGACGAUCGAAUAGUACUCCCUACAAUACUGAGACAUAGGGCUCUAGACAUCGCUCACCGUGGACACCCCGGAGUAGUCACCAUGCGGAGAUACCUCAGGGAGAAGGUUUGGUGGCCAUACAUGGACCGAGAUAUUGUUGAGAAAAUCCAAGAAUGUGCUGGUUGUGCAUCGGUAAGCUCUCAAGGACCUCCAGAGCCAAUGCAUCGAAAGGAGAUGCCGGAAAGAGCAUGGCAAGACAUCGCAAUUGAUUUCUUUUCGGCAAAAGAAUGCGCUACCUUUCUUGUCGUGGUUGACUACUUUAGUCGAUUUAUUAAGGUAAUAGAAAUGAAAACCACAACCGCGGCCAAAACAAUAGAGGCCUUGGAGAAAGUAUUUGAGGAACAAACGUACCCGGAAACCAUACGAAGUGACAAUGGCCCACCAUUUGCAAGCGAAGAGUUCUCUAAAUAUUGCACAUCAAAAAAUAUUCGAUUGGUGCGAACCAUCCCAUACUGGCCUCAAAUGAACGGGCUGGUAGAGCGCCAGAAUCAAGGGAUACUCAGAGCACUGCGUAUAGCGAAAGCCACGAACUCAGACUGGAGGAAGGCUGUGAAAAACUAUGUCCACAUGUAUAACACAUCCCCGAAUUCGAUGACCGGAAAAGCGCCUAUGGAAUUGAUGACAGGUCGCCCGGUGAAAGAUCUUUUGCCCUCGCUGAGGACCGACCCAAGCUGGGGUUGUGAAGACGGAGUUCGAGAAAGCGAUGCAAUCAAGAAAUUGAAAGGCAAAAUUGAUGCUGAUCAACGUCGACACGCAGUAGCUUCGGAUAUAAAAGUAGGAGAUAUUGUUCUUCUUCGAAAUUACGAUUCGGGAAAACUGGAACCUAAAUUUACAUUGAAAAGGUUCACAGUUGUGGAAAGAAAAGGAAACGACACCAUCGUUGUGAACGAAGAAGGCUUAUCCCUCCGUCGAUGUGUUACACACUUGAAAAAGUUGCCAUUACAAGGCGAACCCAAGGAGGCACUAACCACUGACAACCCGUUAGAACCAACUUCGACACCAACACUGUCUAAUUCUAAUACACCUUUACAAUCCCCUACAGGUACAAACCAUCAUCAGAAGGAUCUGUCAGCUGAUAGCACACCACUCAAGCUCCAUGAAUAUAAGCGCAAGUCCUCCAUCGAUAAGCAAGAAGAGUCUGUGAAACGACCCGCUCGCAUACGGAGGAUACCACGUCGAUACGUAGAACAUUGA